GAGACGCUGCGUGUCACGAGUAGGCGGGGCUUCUUCUGUCCGUGUAGUUCUUGUUUAAAAUGUCCCCCUAACAACCCCUGGGACUCAAACUGUGGAACUUUUCCUGCGGUCCAAACGCCUCCUGAGAGUCGUGAUGGCAGGAACCGGCGAGGCAAAGAAAGAAGAGGCCGACUACAAGAGACUACACAGUUUCCCACUUAUCAGGCACACGGACAUGCCUGAGGAAAUGAGGGUGGAGACGAUGGAGCUGUGCGUGACUGCCUGUGAAAAGUUUGCUACCAACAAUGAGAGCGCCGCCAAGAUGAUCAAAGAGUCCAUGGACAAGAAGUUCGGCAGUUCGUGGCACGUGGUGAUCGGCGAGGGUUUUGGCUUUGAGGUCACGCACGAGGUGAAGAACCUGCUCUACAUGUUCUUUGGAGGUAGUUUGGCCGUGUGCGUGUGGAAGUGCUCCUAGCACACGCAUACAUACAGCCACUUCCUAUUAUUCACUCAUCUCGCCGACUCGGUGAAAGCAAACCAGUUGGACUACAAAAAGGUCACUGAGGUUGACGGCUGCUUGAACUAUGGCGAGAAGAACUUUGACAUCAAGUCUUGACUUGAAGACACUUGAACAGCUUCCUGCCUUAUCUCACAUUUCUUUCCAAGGAGUUUCCAUGUUGUCACCACUCACUUUGAACUUAACGGGCCAGGGUUCUCCAAACAAUUAUGUUCUCUAUCCUCUGCAGGGACCGUCUAGUGCGCGUGUGUGCUGGACACACACGCGCACAUCACCACUGACAACGUUUACGUCAUCUCAACAUUUCUUACAAUGAGACGCACUUGUCUUUCAAUACAAUGUUUUUAGAUUUUUUUUUUUAAACGUGUACAUAGUUGGAUGCGACGUUUAACAAGCGGCAUCUUCGUAAAAACGACCUGAUCUACCUUUUCUUCUUGUUGUAGAGAAUUUUUAUAACAACCCGGCAUGUUUUAACCGCCUUUGUUCUGUAUCAACGGUACAGACACCCAAUGAGGCGGACUGCCUAAGUGAAAUGCUAAUGACUGAGGCAGAUUUGUGAAUUCUUGCUGUUUACUGAGGUCGCUUUAGAGCCAUAACAAGAGGAGGGACCCUCCUGUGUCCAGGCGUGUCAAGUAUAACACUUCUCCCAACACGUCGGCGCUGUCCGACAAGGAUUUUCUACGUCUCAUUAGUAGAUGCCGACAAUUUGGUUACGUGGCAAUAAUCCCGCCAUAGGUGAAGGAUCUUCUGUCGCUGUGAUUUUAAAGAACUGCUGAGCAAAGUGGCGAACAUGAGCGAAAGAGAUCAUGGAUAAUAAACUCUGAAAUGUGGAACAAAA
Molecule: messenger RNA, 1334 nt
Organism: Syngnathus typhle (broad-nosed pipefish)
Lineage: Eukaryota; Metazoa; Chordata; Actinopteri; Syngnathiformes; Syngnathidae
Product: dynein axonemal light chain 4
Exons: 4
Coding region: 134-454 (106 amino acids)
Biological process (GO): microtubule-based process
Cellular component (GO): dynein complex
Molecular function (GO): dynein light intermediate chain binding; dynein intermediate chain binding
Source: RefSeq, a predicted model, not a curated record